GGGGCCAGCAGCCGCGGGAACCCCGAGCCCGCCUCUUCUGCAAGCUCUUUGCCGCUCGCCAUGGCCCCGGCGCUGCUGCUGGUCCCGGCGGCUCUUGCCUCUUUCAUCCUGGCCUUUGGUACCGGAGUGGAGUUCGUGCGUUUCACCUCCCUGCGGCCGCUGCUUGGAGGGAUCCCGGAGUCUGGCGGUUCGGAUGCCCGCCGUGGGUGGUUGGCUGCCUUGCAGGACCGGAGCAUUCUUACCUCCCUGGCUUGGGAUCUUGGGCUUCUGCUAUUGUUUGUGGUGCAACACAGCCUCAUGGCAACUGAGACAGUGAAGGAAUGGACGUCCCGGUACUUUGGAGUCCUUCAGAGGUCACUGUAUGUGGCGUGCACUGCCCUGGCCUUGCAGCUGGUGAUGCGGUACUGGGAAACUGUACCCAGAGGCCCAGUGUUGUGGGAGGCUCGGGCUGAGCCCUGGGCCACCUGGGUGCCCCUCCUCUGCUUUGUACUCCACGUCAUUUCCUGGCUCCUCAUCUUCAGCAUCCUCCUGGUCUUUGACUACGCUGAACUCAUGGGCCUCAAACAGGUAUAUUACCAUGUCCUGGGGCUGGGCGAGCCUCUGGCUCUGAAGUCCCCUAGAGCUCUGAGGCUCUUUUCCCACCUUCGACACCCAGUAUGUGUGGAACUUCUGACAGUGUUGUGGGUGGUUCCCACCCUGGGCACUGACCGCCUCCUCCUGGCUCUCCUCCUUACCCUCUACCUCGGCUUGGCACAUGGGCUGGACCAGCAAGAUCUCCGCUACCUUCGGUCUCAAUUACAAAGAAAACUACAGCUUCUCUCCAGACCCCAGGAUGGGGGAGCAGAGUGAGGAGCUAGCUCAGGCUCUAAGGCCUGUACUCCCUCAAAAUCAAAAUCCCUUAGCAUCUAGGCUGGUUGCUUCAGGGUAGAGGCUGUGCUGAAGGGGCUGUCUGUCCCUUCCCCUGCUGGAGACCUCAGUUCCAGGGUCCAGGUACCCUACUGUAGAGUUUCAGCCACUGGCCUCCAGGGUCCACUUCUCACCAACCAAGAGUGGGUACAGAACUCAUGAAUCUCAUCUCAUCUCUUGGGGCAUGGCCCACACACACAAGGCUAAGGGUUCUGCCUUAAGCAUUCACUCCCUUGGCACUGUUACUGGCUCUGCACCUCAGGGAUUCCCUUCCUAGCUUCCACCUCAAGGAGCUAUGUCAGGGCCAGUUUGCAAGCUUGCUGGUGGUGGCUACUUCUUUUGUUCCGCGGCUGUGCGUUUCCCCACUCGGGCCUCAAUUUCUCCACCUCCUUAGGUCCAGCCCUACAGCUCCUUGGCGUCUCCCGUUUUUUUAACUCGGUCGGUCUCCUACAGCGGUGUCUCCCGUUUUUAACUCGGGCUGACGCCGGGCUCCCUGCUCUCCCAAAGGAUAUGCGCUGCAGAAAAAUAAUAAAUUUUCUACAUAUGGUA
Messenger RNA from Onychomys torridus (southern grasshopper mouse), 1455 nucleotides. RefSeq names its product nurim (gene Nrm). The record is from RefSeq and is a predicted model, not a curated record. The transcript has 4 exons. NCBI's taxonomy places the organism in Eukaryota, Metazoa, Chordata, Mammalia, Rodentia, Cricetidae. Gene Ontology annotation, cellular component: nuclear membrane. Bases 61 to 849 code for a protein of 262 amino acids.